Saccoglossus kowalevskii is the source of this 2025-nucleotide messenger RNA. RefSeq names its product endoplasmic reticulum metallopeptidase 1-like. Gene Ontology annotation, biological process: proteolysis. Lineage: Eukaryota; Metazoa; Hemichordata; Enteropneusta; Harrimaniidae. Gene Ontology annotation, molecular function: metalloexopeptidase activity. The record is from RefSeq and is a predicted model, not a curated record.
CAUAGCAUAAGGAAGUUUCAUGAUAUUUCCGGCUCUGUAUGGAAAGAAGAUUCCCACUUGUAUAUUGUUCCAUUAGAUGACAAUGGAUUACAACAUUUACUAGCGGCACAUCCGGAAUUGAAAGAUGCUAAAGCAGAGCAUUGUGUUGAAAAUGCACCAUACUGCGGUAUUGCACACUAUCUUCCCAUUGGCCACAUGAUGAGAAAGAGUGUCUGGUUACCAGCUAGCCCAGUCAAUACAAUUGAUCCUGUCCAGUUCAAACUUGUGCAGAAUGUGAAACGAACAAAAUCUGUACGCCAUCUCAAAUUUUCUCUUCUUGGUUCUGAACGCAUGACUGUGUAUAUCCAACCAAAGAAAGGUGUCUUGCUCACCAAAUGGUCCUUACGUGGUAAAAUUGGAAAGUCAGCGGAUGUCAGCAAUGAUGGUGUUUAUUUCAUCAAUUACGGCCAUGGUUAUGCAACAUCACCCUGGGUAUUCUGGAUUGAACUAGAUACUACUAAUGCCGAAGAUGAUGGAACAGAUGCUAUUCUAAAUAUUGCAGUUGCUGCCCAUCAUUUCCACAAAGAUGACGUCAACAAAAGCAAAGAUCUACUGAAGUAUUUGAAGAAGGAUCCUGUUUGGGUGACAGCCACCAAAGCUAUUAGUACCUAUGAAUCAUGGGUAUUUUGAUGCAUCAUAGGAGUUUUUGAUUUGUUUUAAUUUGGGAGGAGACAGCAAGUUCAUUUAGUUAGUACCUAGGAUUUCAAGUUUGAUAUCGUUUAUGAUGUUUCUGUGGUUACAUGUAUAUUGUGUUCUUUAAUGUUUUAGGGAUCCGAAAUUCAAAGUGAAAUACUCACUAAAUCAAGAUGAGUCAGCUGGUUGACUUGUAGAGAGAGUGAGGAAGAUCUUCAAUGACAAAAUUAAAUUGUAUGUGAUUUGAUGCACAAACACAAAUUUUGUGCACCUGAUUUUUAUCUUUUUCUCACUUACUUUGUUUAUAAAUAUAUGUAUAAUUUGUUUUCACUGGUUCCAUACAUGAUGUAUGAUACAGCUUUUGCUAACCUGACAUUUGUCUCUCACCGAUCCCCAAUUUACGUCCCACUUGCGCUAUCACAAAUAACAUUUGGCUUGGACAUGUUACCAUUGUUUUCUAUGGCAAUGAUACAUCUCAAAAUGUGGUGAAAAAGGUGUAUAGUAUUUUACAGGGUAUAUUGUGAUGUCAAGCUGUGUUAACAAUUGACCAUAUUUUUAGAGUUUUGUAACGAGAACCGCUGAUAUGAUAUAUUAUUUUAUUUUAUUUUUUCAUGAAAAAAAAACUGAUUGAGAGUGGACCAAAGAAGUUCACAUACUGUUGAAAAUUGCCAGGACGAUUAAUUGUGGACAGAUUUUGAGACAAAAUGUUGUCACAGUGUGGAAACAUGCAUACAUAUGAAACUUAAACUUGCAAUGAAAGAUUAUUCACAUGUAUAUUGGUGACAAGAAUCAUUAGCUGCAGUCUCAUUUUGUCAUUGUAAUGAUUUUAUGGAAUGAAUAUGUGAAGUCUGCCCAACCAAGAAAGUAAAACAUAAUACCAAGGGAUACCAAGCUUGAAAAGAAACUCUUGGGUUGAAAUCUUUAUACAUUUAUAAUAAGUUAAUUGUUUUUUCCUUCUGGAAAUACUUUUAAUGUGAACAAGAACGAAACAACAAAUGUAACCAUUUACGCUUUAGAAAAUGGCUGCCAAUUACCUCAUAAUAUUGAAUUGAAUAUUGGUAGCAAGCCAACUUAAUAGUUUACAGUUAGAAAUACAAUGUAAUGUGUGAACAAUUAUAUACUCUAUGAAUAUUGCUAAUUGAUGUUGCUGCUUUUAGUGUUACUCAUAAUGUUAACAACCAGCAUUAGACAUGGACCAUAACAAUGUAACUUAUAUCUUUAAUUUUUGAGACUGAUUCACACAGAUUAAUCAAAGCUAGGUAGUUUAUUAAAUGUGGCGUUUAGCAAGCCCUCAAAAAAUUGUAAUUUUAAUCAGAUAAUCUUAUGCACAGACCAGUCUGAAGACAGAGUCAA